AUGCGCUCCGACGAGCUCCCCGUCGACUCCGCCGGAGUGGAGCUGCAGCUCUUUCACGGGCACAACGACGGCGACGGCAGCGCCAGGUUCGUGGACGAGGAAGCCUGGGCAGAGUCAUCAUCGGCGACGGCUCUGGAUGUGGCGAAGCGGGCGGCGGUGGGAGUGGGCGCGCGGGUGCUCUUCUACCCGAAGCUGGCCUACAAGCUGGUGGCCGGCCGGUCGGCUCCGGGUAAAGCCUCGGAGGAGUCGUCGUCAUCGUCAUCGGCGACGACUCUAGACGCCGCGAAGCAAGCGGCGGUGGGCGUGGGCGCGCGGGCGCUCUUCUACCCGACGCUCGCCUACAGCCUGGCCCGGAACCGCCUCUCGCCGGCCGGCUUCAAGUGGUGGCACAAGAUCACGGACACCCACAUGCUCCUCGGCGCUGUCCCGUUCCCGAGCGACGUGCCGCGCCUCCGCGCCCUGGGCGUCACCGCCGUGGUCACGCUCACCGAGCCCUACGAGCGGCUCGUCGACGCGAAGCUGUACAAGGCCCACGGCAUGGAGAACCUGGUGCUGCCCACCACGGACUACCUCUACGCGCCGUCGCAGAAGGACCUCCGCGACGCCACGGCGUUCAUCCACGGCAAGGAGGGCGGCGGGCUGACCUACGUGCAUUGCAAGGCCGGGCGCGCGCGCAGCGCCACGGUGGUGAUGUGCUACCUGGUGCGGUACAAGGGGAUGACGACGAAGCAGGCGUACGAUCACGUGCGGUCGUGCCGGUCCAGGGUGUCGCUGGCUCCGGCGCAGUGGCAGGCGGUCCAGGACUUCGAGGACUUCUACCGGCGGCCGGCCGGUAGCUCGGAGUGA
Aegilops tauschii subsp. strangulata is the source of this 846-nucleotide messenger RNA. RefSeq names its product phosphatidylglycerophosphate phosphatase PTPMT2-like. NCBI's taxonomy places the organism in Eukaryota, Viridiplantae, Streptophyta, Magnoliopsida, Poales, Poaceae. Gene Ontology annotation, biological process: protein dephosphorylation. The record is from RefSeq and is a predicted model, not a curated record.